UUAUAUGAUCACUAGACAUAUAAUUAUCCUCAAGCUAAGAGACAGCAGGAAGCAACUCAUGAUAUACACAACCAUCAACUUGAGAUAAUAUUGCUAGGGCGAACCAGCGGUGAUACAAAAAGAAUUCAAACAAAUAGACACGCGUCCAAUUAAUGGAACCUCCGAGAAAAGCAUUCCCACUUUGCUUGAAUCAAAGGUACAAACGUGUCGCCUUUUUUUUUCCUCAGUGCUCUCUAUACGUGACUUACCCUUAUUGGUUCUCACUGUCACCCCAAGCAAACCAACUCUAUUUUCAUGGGACCCACUUGAUCUCUUCCCACCAAUCACAUCUCUCACUGUUUAAGGUUAACUCUAGACACGUGGUGCUUCCUUACCCUACGAACUGUGCCUGUAACUAUGAUAAUCGUCUCGGCAAUCCGGCAAAACUAAAUUAUUUCUGUCUAUAAACCACUCUGCAACAGCCCGAAUGGACGUUGGCAAUACUUGGACCCGCCCUGGAUACCCAGGUACCAUCAAAGAUACCAAGAUAAUCAACAACACCAUGCUGAGAUUCCGGCCUAUUGCGCCUAAGCCCGUAGCUAAUUCUUCGGGCUCGGGCUCUACGCCGGAAACUCACAACGUAGAUGUUGCUGGAAAAAGAAGAACAAAGAGAAAGUACGUUAGAGUAAAGAAAAACAACAAGUGCAAGAAUAAAAAGGAAGAGAAAGAAAAAAGUGAUGGAUCGUUGGUGUUGGAUGAUCAUCAAACGGUUGUGACUCUUCAGCUACUGCCGGAAAGUAGCGGAGGAAUUAAAAGUUCGCCGGAGAACAGAUCUUACCCAAAAACCAUCAAUUUUUUUGUGCAAGAGCGAUCUAUAUGGAUGAAUAAAAAUAUUUUAUCAAUCGGUGCACCGGAUCCGUCAGAUGAUAUCCGAUCUCCGACAGUUGUGGAAUCGUUGGUAAUGGUAGACGGUAUAACAAACAGUACUUUGGUUGAUUUAUCAGCCUUAGGAAGUACGGACAUGGAGAAGAUGAUGAAUCUGCAGCGUGACACGUGUCCAGGAUUUAUAUCGGACGGUUUAGAAAGCGUGAAGUGGGUGAAUCUGGCGUAUCGGAGAAUGAUAUAUCCGGUUGAUGAUGGAGGAGAGCCGCCGGAGAUGACGGUGCGGUUGGUUGUGAAGGAGAAAAAAAGUGCACCGUUAUUGUUAUUGUCAGUUUUUGCAUGCACAGUAAGAAUUGUGUAUACAUGGAAAGAAGUGAAGCAGGCAAGGACAAUGCCUUGUGAUGGAUGGAAGAUGGACUUUGGGGGAUUUGCAUGGAGAUUUGAUGCUAAGGCUGCACUUAGCUUGGGCCGUUAGAAGGGUAAAUAAAUCCUUCGCAAUAGUAAUUCAAUCUAGCAAGAAGAAUACUUCAAUUUCCCUCUAGCAUUGCUAUACAUCAGGUAAUGUUAUUAUUAUAUAUGUCAUGGGAAAUGAUGAUAUGGAACCCUAAGUGAGAAAAAUAAUGAUCCCUAAAAUUUGUGCUUUUGCAGAUAAUUAAAUCUAGUGCAAAAAUGAUGCCUAGAUUUUCUUAUAAUUCAAAACUCUACUUCUAAAUGUAAAAAAGGCUUGCUGGAAACUAGGAAUUGAUAACAAACGUACAAGUCUUAUUAUUCAGCUUUAAUUUCAAUGCAACAACUACUUAUUGUUGA
Molecule: messenger RNA, 1668 nt
Organism: Solanum dulcamara
Lineage: Eukaryota; Viridiplantae; Streptophyta; Magnoliopsida; Solanales; Solanaceae
Exons: 2
Coding region: 467-1336 (289 amino acids)
Source: RefSeq, a predicted model, not a curated record